Trematosphaeria pertusa is the source of this 1207-nucleotide messenger RNA. RefSeq lists its product as uncharacterized. The transcript has 6 exons. Lineage: Eukaryota; Fungi; Ascomycota; Dothideomycetes; Pleosporales; Trematosphaeriaceae. The record is from RefSeq and is a predicted model, not a curated record. Bases 312 to 1133 code for a protein of 273 amino acids.
CACCGUGAGAGGCUGCCUAACACAAAUGUCCGUGCGCCGUUCGGUUAUCCCUCCACGCGAGAUCGAGGUGGUGAAUGAAUUAGCACGUGACCGUCUCCUACUGCCGGCACACUUGGCCCGCGCUCUCGCGAUAUGCCCUCCGCCGCAGGGCCACUACUUCACCUACACGCCAAGAAAGCACUUGCAUCAGCAGCAACCCCGCGAGCUUCAAUCCCCUCUACUAUAUAAGGCUCGCCCACACCGCCCCCACAGCUCCUCACCGUAAUCAAUCAAUCAAUCUAUCACCCCCAAGAGCUUUUCCCACUCUUGCAAUGUCUCAGACAGGCACAAGCCCGACCGUCCCUAAGGGGCUUCUCGAGCCAGAGGUGUCAAAUGACAGUUCUGGAGAGCAUAGAAGCUUGGUGCAGCAAGACAAGGCUAGUGAGGAUAAGAAGGACGCCACUGUAGGCACUGGCAAGAAGACUGCGUCGUCCCCCUCGCCUUCUUCCAACGCCGUGACUGAGGAGAUGCCAACGUCCACAACUGCUGGAUCGUCCUCCAAUUCCUCGCCUACUAGCAACACUCCCGCUACGCCCACCUCUAAGUCCGAAGUCGAAUGCGCGCCCGAUACCGACACUAUCGCCGCCAACUCGAGCAGACGUCGCAAGGUUUCCGAGGCUAAGGCACCAGCGAAGAGCGAGCCCAAUACCAACACUGUUGCCACCAACUCGAGGAAACGUCGCAGGGAUUCUGAGGCUAAGGUACCAGCGAAGAGCGAGCCCGAUAUCGACACUAUCGCCACUAACUCGAGCAAACGUCGCAAGGUUUCCGAGACUAAGGCACCAGCGAAGAAGGACGCGAAGAAGCAGGCGAAGAAGCAGGCGAAGAAGCAAGCUAAAGGCAAGGUUGGGCAGAAGUUCGCCAAGACCAUGAAGACAAAUGGCAGGUUCUCCAGGCCGAUGCAGGGCGAACUCCCGAUGCCUUGGUACCGAACACCCUGUGUGCGCGACGACGCCAACAUGCCAUGCUCCCUACGCCGGUGUAGGUUCACACACGAAGUCCAGCGGAAGCACUUCGACGAGGCCAAGAUUGACGCAUUGCACGAUGCACCGCCGUCCAAAAAUCCUGGCGCGCGGGGCGGCCAUCGUCAUUGAGAUCUCGCUCGCGUCUGCGCCUUCUCGAGGAAUGUCCCACGGAGCUGAAUAGAGAGGCUUUUUGGAGCCCGGAU